AUGGCUAGAUUGGAAUAUAGAAUGAAAACUUCGUGCAAUACAAAUUAUAAUAUUUUCACACAUCAGGGAAUCGUAGGAUUGGUCACCCUAUCACAACACCUAGGAAAUGCGCAAUUCGCAGAAUCAUCAUUAGGAUUAACUCUAAAGAUUGGGAUGGCAUCAACACACGAAUAUCUCUCCGCAAAUCCAGUUUUGAGAAAUAUUAACGGGAUGCAUACCUACAAUGAAUCCAACACAAUUGCUGUAGAUCACAAAUUUAACUUCAACGUGCUUAAAGAUAUGAAAGAUCAAUUAUUCAAUUUUGAAGCUAUAGAAAUCUCUGAUUGGAAACUCAACAUGGAAGGCCCAUCGAUUAUGGAUUUACUACAACAACAGGUUGACGUAACGAAACCGAACCAUAUAAUAGUGGACCAAGAUAGGAAAAAAGCAAUAGAUAACUUUAUUAAUAGACCGGAGGCCGUACCUGAACCUCAUUUUUUUGAAACAAUUAGUGUACGAACAACUAAGGAAACAGUUUGCUAA
Molecule: messenger RNA, 522 nt
Organism: Rhizophagus irregularis DAOM 181602=DAOM 197198
Lineage: Eukaryota; Fungi; Glomeromycota; Glomeromycetes; Glomerales; Glomeraceae
Source: RefSeq, a predicted model, not a curated record